AUCUGAGUUUCCCUUUGUUUUUGUCCUGCAGUCCCACCCGCUGUCCCUGUGCAACAGCAGCGAGGAUGAACACACCGAAUCGGGAUUCAUCACCAUUGUCAAGCUUGAACAACCAGAUCGGGAUCCCAACCCCUGCCUGUCGCUGGCUAACAAGGCAAAGCUGGCAGGGGAGCGUGGAGCCCGUGCGAUCCUUUUUGAUAUUACCGAUGAUGAAAGCGCUGCUGAUCAGCUGAGAAAGCCCAGAGGUCUGAGUCAGCCUGUGGUUCUGAUCAGAGGCCACGAUGCCGAGCUUCUCAUGGGCGUCGUGAACAAGAACAGAGAGGCCCACGUGAAGAUAGAGGUCAAGGAGCCACCAGCUUGGCCAGACUACGAUGUGUGGAUUCUUCUCACGGUAGUCAGCACUGUGGUCGUCAUCAUUUUGAUUUUUGUUGUCCGCACAAAGUGCCAGCUGAACAGGACUCAGGACUCCUUGCAGCAGCAGACCAUGCAGGCUAUCGGGCAGCUGGCCACGCGCAGGUACCAAGCAAGGUGCCGGCAGGCAUCGCGGUGGGACUCAGCCAGCAGCUGCAGCUCAGCCCCGGUCUGUGCGAUUUGCCUGGAGGAGUUCAGCGAGGGCCAGGAACUGCGGAUCAUCUCGUGCUCCCAUGAGUUUCACCGGGAGUGUGUUGACCCCUGGCUGCAGCAACACCACACGUGUCCGCUUUGCGUGUUCAAUAUCCUUGCCAGAGACUCGGUGGACCAGGCCACAGCCGCUAGCUCCAGGCUGGCCCCUCAGGACAUGGAGCCUGGACGGCGACUCCACCUUUUCCGCCAGCACCCGGGACAUGCCCUUUACCAUCUCCCACACGCGUAUCCUCAGAGGAACCUCAGGACCUUUCCCCCAGAGCCAGCACAUGGCAACCCCUUCUUCCACUCUCCAGAGCUCUCCCAGCUGGAUUUUGGCACCAUCCAUUACAUGACUUGUUCUCUCCAGCCCCAGCCCCCUUGCCUGGGGGUCAAGGCAGCCCUGGCGCAGAAGCAGCACCGUGCGCCUGUCCUGCGCCGGGGGGUCGGCCACGGGCACCAGCACAACAGCAGCGGCUCCGGGGAGAGCUAUCUCACAGAGCACAGCGGGUACCUGGCAGACGGGCCGGGCAGCGACUCCAGCUCGGGGCCCUGCCACGGUUCCUCCAGUGACUCCAUGUUGCACUGCCCAGCCAAGCCCCGGGUGCUCAGCCACGUCCACUACCACCACCACCAGCACCAUCACUACAGAAGAGACGUGGAGUGUCCACCCGGGCGGGCCGGGCAGGGGCCUGGGCAGCGCAAAUCCCGGUACUCUGGGGCCAAGGUUGGCUUCCAUGGUGCUCGGACACAAAAGAGGACUGAGAAAAGCCAUCACUGUCAGCAGCCUCUGGAACGCAGCACUGUGCUACAGGAGGCAGCUCUGGGAGGACAGCCAGCCUGUCCCCAGCAAGGCCAGGAGCCUCCUCAUGUCCCCUCCGCUUCUCCAAACAGGUUGGACUUCAGUGUAGAUGCCAACAGACAAUCGGGAGCAGCUGGCACAUCGCCUGUCCCGCUGCCCUCAAGACACAGCUUACAGAGCCGUCAUCACCGAAGGAAAAGAAAGUGUCCCCUGGAGCCCGACCCCGCUCUCCUGCCUGAGGACUCAGCCUUGCCCAAAGCCUGCGAUUCUGACGUUCCUCACAGCCACCCCGCUGGCUACUGCUGCUCGCCCGAAGUCCAGCCCCUGAUCCCCAGCGCUCCCCUGCCCUGCGGCUCGGGCUCUCGGCCACUCUGGAAGUGUUUAGUGCCGCAGUCCGGCUCAGAGUUGAAAAAGCAGGAGGAGGGGUUGUCAGGACGGGAGGGAAACCGCACCGUUCCUGAUGAUUUCUCGGGGAUGGGCAAUCCCAGACACAGUCUGAGUCUUCACCUUCACUGCUCGUCUCAGCAGGGCAGUCAGGGAUCUGAAGAGGAGGUCCAGGAUGUCCAUGAACACUCAGUUUAG
Molecule: messenger RNA, 1987 nt
Organism: Cariama cristata (Red-legged seriema)
Lineage: Eukaryota; Metazoa; Chordata; Aves; Cariamiformes; Cariamidae
Gene: RNF43
Product: ring finger protein 43
Exons: 10
Biological process (GO): ubiquitin-dependent protein catabolic process; Wnt receptor catabolic process
Molecular function (GO): frizzled binding; ubiquitin protein ligase activity
Source: RefSeq, a predicted model, not a curated record